GUAAUAGUCUAACAUAAUAAUCUCCAAUGACAACUAUAAGAAGAAGAAGUCAGCAUACGAUUUAGGAAGAAGUUGGAAAUGAGUUUUGAGGUCGAACAACGUCGAACAACGUUGCACAAGAACGAUGCUUCUGAAGAUGAUGUUGCCGCGUCUCUUUGUGAUAUGUAUAAGCCUGUUGGAAGUUGUGGGAAGAGAUACAUUCAAUGUUCUUUACAUUAUGGCCGAUGACCUGCGACCAUCAUUGGGCUGCUACUCUGAUCCACUUGUAAAAUCGCCAAAUAUCGAUCAACUUGCAUCGAAAAGCAACUUGUUCUCCAAUGCAUAUGCACAGCAAGCAUUAUGUGGACCCAGUCGAACAUCAAUGUUAACAAGUCGAAGGCCAGACACUACGAAAUUGUAUGACAACUCAAAUUUCUACUGGAGAGUCCAUGCGGGCAAUUACACCACCUUCCCUCAGUAUUUCAAAAGCCAUGGGUAUACUACCUUGUCUGUUGGAAAGAUAUUCCAUCCAGGCAUUGUUUCCAACCACACGGAUGACUACCCGUACAGCUGGUCUGUACCAUCGUAUCAUCCUCCCUCUUUCCAUUAUGAAAGGAGGAAGGUGUGCAAAGGCACAGAUGGCAAACUGCAUGAAAACCUUCUUUGUGCUGUCAAUGUUACUGAAAUGCCACUCGGUACCUUGCCAGACAUAGAGAAUACGGAGGAGGCAAUACGGUUGUUGAAGUCAAUGAAAAAAUCAAAAAGUCCGUUUUUCUUGGCAGUUGGAUACUACAAACCACACAUACCAUUCCGAAUUCCUCAGGAAUUUUUGAAGCUUUAUCCCUUUGAGAAGAUGUCUUUACCGCCUGACCCUGAUGUUCCAAAAGGCCUCCCUAGAGUUGCCUACAAUCCUUGGACUGAUAUCCGUGCAAGAGAAGAUGUAAAGGCUCAAAACAUCAGUUUUCCAUAUGGACCUAUUCCAAAGGACUUUCAGCUUCAGAUCCGCCAACAUUACUUUGCCUCUGUGUCCUACGUGGAUGCCCAGGUGGGCAAGCUCUUAAAUGCUUUGGAUGAACAUGGAUUGGCAGAGAACACCAUUGUGGUUUUUACAUCUGAUCAUGGGUGGUCCCUAGGUGAGCAUGGUGAGUGGGCCAAAUACAGCAACUUCGAUGUGGCGACACGUGUGCCAUUAAUGGUGUUUGUGCCAGGGCUGACAUCAGCCAGCCAAGGCGUUGGUGAAAACACUUUCCCAUAUGUGGAUGUAUUUCAGGAACCAAACAAACGCUUCACUUCAGGUCAGGUUGUGAAGUCUGUUGUGGAACUGGUGGACUUGUUUCCCACCAUCUCUCAUCUAGCAGGUCUGCAUGCACCUCACAAAUGUCCCCAACCUGCCAACCAUGUUCAUCUAUGUACUGAGGGUGAAAAUAGAGCUUAUACUUUUUUCCGACCGGAGACCUAUAUCAGUGAGGAGGAAAUGGCAUUUAGCCAGUGUCCACGCCCAGCAGACACUCCCCAGCUCAAUUCAGAUCAGCCACACUUUAAGGACGUGCGAGUACUGGGGUACUCUGUCCGGUCUAGUCAGUACCGUUAUACAUUGUGGGUGGGCUUUCAGCCAGAGAGUUUCUAUGCCAACUUGUCAGAUGUCCAUGCCAGUGAGUUGUACCUUCUUGCUGAUGACCCAGGUCAGGACCACAAUUUAUAUGGAUUUAAGGGUUAUGAGCUGCUGUCACACAGUCUAGGUAAAUUAAGUAGCACUGGUACUAUGCCACGAUGGACAGAGGUUCUUCGAAAACAUAUCUCUCAAAUAUCUCAUAAAUCUCUAAACUCUGACUCCAGGGGAAUAUUUUAAGCAGGAGUCCAGCUCAAACAACUUAAGAUUCCCAGAUGAUGUGAAUAUAUAUCAGUAUGUGCACACUCCUUAAUCACCAAUAAACUGUUACAAUGUGAA
Molecule: messenger RNA, 1927 nt
Organism: Sardina pilchardus (European sardine)
Lineage: Eukaryota; Metazoa; Chordata; Actinopteri; Clupeiformes; Clupeidae
Gene: ids
Product: iduronate 2-sulfatase
Exons: 9
Coding region: 125-1828 (567 amino acids)
Cellular component (GO): cytoplasm
Molecular function (GO): iduronate-2-sulfatase activity
Source: RefSeq, a predicted model, not a curated record